Molecule: messenger RNA, 945 nt
Organism: Pichia kudriavzevii
Lineage: Eukaryota; Fungi; Ascomycota; Pichiomycetes; Pichiales; Pichiaceae
Exons: 1
Coding region: 1-945 (314 amino acids)
Source: RefSeq, a predicted model, not a curated record
AUGGCAGGCCCAAUAGAAAUCAUCAGGAAAAACAGCGUCAAGAUAAAGCGGAAACUCUCCAAAUCUGAUAGGCAUAAUACCAAUAGUUCACUUUCCUCUAGGGGACACAAGGGUGGCCAUCACGAACGUGGUAUGAUUUCUCCAGUAUCGUCUCUUGACCAUUCUCCCUCAAGGAUGAUUCAUUCGGUGUCCUUUGAUCUGUCUCCCCAUGAUGGAGACGAAUUCCAAACACAUUAUUCUCCGCCUCAAAGAAGGGCAAUUUUCAAUCUAGGGAAUCAAAGUUCUCCUUCUUUGCAUGCUCAACACAUGGAUCAUUCUCUUAGAAAUUCACUAGAUCAUUCAGGCGACGUUAUUCAAGUCAAGAGACGAAAUUUACCUUCCUCUGGAAGAAAAUCAGAACAUCGUAAGACAUUUGACUUUGCAGCGUAUCAACAUUCAAAGGACAAUUUCAAGAGGGUUUUCUCGGAUUCCUCCUUGUACAGUAUGAAUUCCAAAACGAGACCAACCUCUUUGAUUGUUGAUGAUAAAUUGCUCGAUUUAUCAAUGAACAAUGAAUCUUUGCAUUCAAAUGCACUAGCCCUUAUUUCCCAAAAUCAAAAUACCAACUCAUUGAACCAAAAUUUAACGACUAACUCAACAUCAAAUAGAUCAGAUAGUAAAGUUACGAAAAGCAAACACUCAACAACGUCUCCUCUUGAUAAUCAUGGGAUUAUCAUAGGCAGUUCAAAUAAUGAAAUUUUAGCUACGCAUUCAACAGCAAACUUCUUAUUUGCCUUUUUCUUUCACCUAUUCAACAUAUUCUUUGGCAUUUGCAUAUACCUCCCUCUAUACAUAAUUUUCAAAUUGGGUUUUGUUUCGGUGCUUGCACUAAGCGUCUCAUUGUACAUAUGGUAUUCAAAUACAACUAUAACGAUCAAUACUCAGCCAUCUCCCACAUUUAACUAA